CCCCAUCAACAUCCCCCCACCGGACCCGGUAAGUAUCACAGGACUUCACUCGAUAUGUCUCAACUAUGCACAGCAGUUGACCCGGAGAGAAACCAAACAUGGUUCGUUGCCAUUUCGAGACCCAUUGGGUCUUUACAACGGAAGUUUUAAUUCGGUUAGCCGCGUAUCUUCAAACUCCGAGGUUCCAGCUAUAUCACCAGUGGUCAGAUUCUAGCAUCAACAACAUGAUAAUCACCUUCUCACAAUCGCCCCAUUGGCUUCCACAGUCACGAACAGUUCAGUGCCGUAUCUAACGUCCCUCUUACCAAAAAUAUACUAUCCGUUACCUCGCCUUUUCCGGCUUGUGUCUAUUGCCGCUCUCACAUCCUAUUUCUCGCCCAUAUCAGCAUCUCCGCCCAGUCUUCUGUCGGAACAGAGCAUACUCAUCAUGGCUAAGUCUCAGCUUACUCCUGUACACUUCUUCUCCCAUGGUUCCACUAUGAUGUUGGGCGAGGAGUCGGCGUCGGCCACCUACUGGAAGCAAUGCGGCGACGAAGCCCUUGCAAACAAAGUCGAGCAUGUUGUCAUGAUGGGUGCACACUGGGCUACCUCCGGCGACGAAAUAGAAGUCGCCGCUAAACCCACGCCGGCCAAAUCCCCCGUUGCCUAUGUUGACCCUGCAAAAUACAUGGACUACGAGCUAGUCCCUGAUCUCCCUAUGGCUAGUCGAUGUGUCGAUCUACUGAAAACUAGUGGGCUGAAGGCCAAACUCAACGACAAGUUUGACUGGAUUCAUGAUACCUAUCUCAUCCUUAUCCGCAUGUUCCCUGGUGGUUCUCCGCCCACGACAAUUAUCAGUAUGAACGCCCGCUACGAUCCUCACUACCACGUGAAGGUGGGCUCAGCACUGCGUCCGCUGAGGAAAGAGAAUGUUCUUUUUAUUGGCACCGGAGGUGCCGUUCACAACUUGUACCGGAAUAACUGGUUCCAAAUGUUGCAAUUCCGCGAUAACUUUGCCUUGGAAACACCGCCCGACCGCGAAAUGCUGGAUUUCCGCCAGGAAUUCGAAGACGCCAUCACCAAGAAAUCGGGCCCUGAGCUUCGUCGCGCUAUGACUAUGCUGAUGAAGGUCCCAAAGUACCGCGAUGCACAUGGAACCGAUGAUCAUUUCAUGGCGGCUAUGUUUGUUGCUGGCUUGUGUGGAUCUUUUGAAGAUAUUGGCUUGUCCGCGACUGUGGGGGCUGAGGACUGGGAGUUGCGGAAUAUGUGCAAUAGUCAGUUUACAUUAGGAAAGUGGCCCACGGGCGGUGCAAAGAGUUGA
Molecule: messenger RNA, 1300 nt
Organism: Pseudogymnoascus verrucosus
Lineage: Eukaryota; Fungi; Ascomycota; Leotiomycetes; Thelebolales; Thelebolaceae
Exons: 3
Coding region: 428-1300 (290 amino acids)
Molecular function (GO): zinc ion binding; ferrous iron binding; oxidoreductase activity, acting on single donors with incorporation of molecular oxygen
Source: RefSeq, a predicted model, not a curated record